UGUACGGCAUGUAGGUUGUUUGUGUGUGUGAAAAAAAAAACGAUUGAAUGAAUCGGCUGCUGACCUUUCGUAACUGUCAAAUGCGGAAAUUGGUUAAUUCCACCGUAAAUACGUUUUUCUACAGAAUUUUUUAAUAUUAAGAUUAAUAAGUGACUAAACCACCGUAGCUGUGAACAACUGUGAUAUAAGUAAUACGAAUAAAGUGCUGUUAUGUAUAGAGUUUAAAUUAUUGUUAGUGUGAAAGCCUUUUGGGCGUAUUGUUAUUUUUCUACUUUAGUAAGAGUUAACUACGGAACCCUAAAAAUGGAAAAUAACAAGGAAUAUCACGAUCCGGAUUACCCGGAGGCCUCGGUGCGGGUGAAAGUGGAGGCUAAUAGCUUGACAGAGGAGGAAAAAGAAGAGAAAAUAAGGAGCAUAAUUCAGAGGGAGUUUAAGAACGAAAUCGAUGUUCGUGAGAACGAAGUAAUGCUGGCGGAUCAGCGCAUGGCCACAGCACGCAGGAUGCUGCACCGGCUGCGCUGUGUGCUGGUCUCGCGGUACUACCGGGACAAGAAACUGCAACUGCCUGAAGAACCUGAGUCAUCAUCAGCACUACACAGCGGACAGCAUCGUCUUCACCCUUCCGUGAGGAAGCUUCUCGGUAAAACCACGGCUGAUAUGGAAGAGAUAUUCAGACCACUGGCCACUAGGAAUAAGAGAAAGGAUUACUCUGCAAUGUUACAAGCCCGCAACUACACGAUCCCCGCCGACGACUCGCGCUCGCUGCGGCCCGACGAGCCGCGCGAGGAGCCCGAGCCCGACGCCAGGCCCACCAAGGUGCCGCGCCACAUCGAACCGAGACCCGAGAACGUGCUAACUUUAGACGAGGUCACUAGGAACAAGAUGAAACACCGCUAUAGGAUCAUUAUUGGAAAUACAUCAAAAUACGCCCCAGCGGCGUCCACCAUGGACCGAUCCACCCACAAAUGGUUGCUCUACGUCCGCGGUCCCACGGGCCAUGACGCGUCCAAGCUGCUACGCGCUGUGGUCGUGACGCUGCAUCAUUCGUACGCGCCGCACCACAUAGUGCACAUAGACAAGCCCCCGUACCACAUCUCGCGGCGCGGCUGGGGCGAGUUCCCGGCGCGCGUCGAGCUGCACUUCCGGCUGCCCGAGCGCAACCGCCCCGCCAGCGUCGACCACACCAUCAAACUGGACAGGCACUACACCGGGCUGCAGACCCUGGCGUGUGACUGGCGCGUCCAGCUGCACUUCCGGCUGCCCGAGCGCAACCGCCCCGCCAGCGUCGACCACACCAUCAAACUGGACAGGCACUACACCGGGCUGCAGACCCUGGCGUGUGACUGGCGCGUCCAGCUGCACUUCCGGCUGCCCGAGCGCAACCGCCCCGCCAGCGUCGACCACACCAUCAAACUGGACAGGCACUACACCGGGCUGCAGACCCUGGCGUGUGACUGGCGCGUCCAGCUGCACUUCCGGCUGCCCGAGCGCAACCGCCCCGCCAGCGUCGACCACACCAUCAAACUGGACAGGCACUACACCGGGCUGCAGACCCUGGCGUGGGACUGGCGCGUCCAGCUGCACUUCCGGCUGCCCGAGCGCAACCGCCCCGCCAGCGUCGACCACACCAUCAAACUGGACAGGCACUACACCGGGCUGCAGACCCUGGCGUGUGACUGGCGCGUCCAGCUGCACUUCCGGCUGCCCGAGCGCAACCACCCCGCCAGCGUCGACCACACCAUCAAACUGGACAGGCACUACACCGGGCUGCAGACCCUGGCGUGUGACUGGCGCGUCCAGCUGCACUUCCGGCUGCCCGAGCGCAACCGCCCCGCCAGCGUCGACCACACCAUCAAACUGGACAGGCACUACACCGGGCUGCAGACCCUGGCGUGGGACUGGCGCGUCCAGCUGCACUUCCGGCUGCCCGAGCGCAACCGCCCCGCCAGCGUCGACCACACCAUCAAACUGGACAGGCACUACACCGGGCUGCAGACCCUGGCGUGUGACUGGCGCGUCCAGCUGCACUUCCGGCUGCCCGAGCGCAACCGCCCCGCCAGCGUCGACCACACCAUCAAACUGGACAGGCACUACACCGGGCUGCAGACCCUGGCGUGUGACUGGCGCGUCCAGCUGCACUUCCGGCUGCCCGAGCGCAACCGCCCCGCCAGCGUCGACCACACCAUCAAACUGGACAGGCACUACACCGGGCUGCAGACCCUGGCGUGGGACUGGCGCGUCCAGCUGCACUUCCGGCUGCCCGAGCGCAACCGCCCCGCCAGCGUCGACCACACCAUCAAACUGGACAGGCACUACACCGGGCUGCAGACCCUGGCGUGUGACUGGCGCGUCCAGCUGCACUUCCGGCUGCCCGAGCGCAACCGCCCCGCCAGCGUCGACCACACCAUCAAACUGGACAGGCACUACACCGGGCUGCAGACCCUGGCGUGGGACUGGCGCGUCCAGCUGCACUUCCGGCUGCCCGAGCGCAACCGCCCCGCCAGCGUCGACCACACCAUCAAACUGGACAGGCACUACACCGGGCUGCAGACCCUGGCGUGUGACUGGCGCGUCCAGCUGCACUUCCGGCUGCCCGAGCGCAACCGCCCCGCCAGCGUCGACCACACCAUCAAACUGGACAGGCACUACACCGGGCUGCAGACCCUGGCGUGUGACUGGCGCGUCCAGCUGCACUUCCGGCUGCCCGAGCGCAACCGCCCCGCCAGCGUCGACCACACCAUCAAACUGGACAGGCACUACACCGGGCUGCAGACCCUGGCGUGUGACUGGCGCGUCCAGCUGCACUUCCGGCUGCCCGAGCGCAACCGCCCCGCCAGCGUCGACCACACCAUCAAACUGGACAGGCACUACACCGGGCUGCAGACCCUGGCGUGUGACUGGCGCGUCCAGCUGCACUUCCGGCUGCCCGAGCGCAACCGCCCCGCCAGCGUCGACCACACCAUCAAACUGGACAGGCACUACACCGGGCUGCAGACCCUGGCGUGUGACUGGCGCGUCCAGCUGCACUUCCGGCUGCCCGAGCGCAACCGCCCCGCCAGCGUCGACCACACCAUCAAACUGGACAGGCACUACACCGGGCUGCAGACCCUGGCGUGUGACUGGCGCGUCCAGCUGCACUUCCGGCUGCCCGAGCGCAACCGCCCCGCCAGCGUCGACCACACCAUCAAACUGGACAGGCACUACACCGGGCUGCAGACCCUGGCGUGUGACUGGCGCGUCCAGCUGCACUUCCGGCUGCCCGAGCGCAACCGCCCCGCCAGCGUCGACCACACCAUCAAACUGGACAGGCACUACACCGGGCUGCAGACCCUGGCGUGUGACUGGCGCGUCCAGCUGCACUUCCGGCUGCCCGAGCGCAACCGCCCCGCCAGCGUCGACCACACCAUCAAACUGGACAGGCACUACACCGGGCUGCAGACCCUGGCGUGUGACUGGCGCGUCCAGCUGCACUUCCGGCUGCCCGAGCGCAACCGCCCCGCCAGCGUCGACCACACCAUCAAACUGGACAGGCACUACACCGGGCUGCAGACCCUGGCGUGUGACUGGCGCGUCCAGCUGCACUUCCGGCUGCCCGAGCGCAACCGCCCCGCCAGCGUCGACCACACCAUCAAACUGGACAGGCACUACACCGGGCUGCAGACCCUGGCGUGUGACUGGCGCGUCCAGCUGCACUUCCGGCUGCCCGAGCGCAACCGCCCCGCCAGCGUCGACCACACCAUCAAACUGGACAGGCACUACACCGGGCUGCAGACCCUGGCGUGUGACUGGCGCGUCCAGCUGCACUUCCGGCUGCCCGAGCGCAACCGCCCCGCCAGCGUCGACCACACCAUCAAACUGGACAGGCACUACACCGGGCUGCAGACCCUGGCGUGGGACUGGCGCGUCCAGCUGCACUUCCGGCUGCCCGAGCGCAACCGCCCCGCCAGCGUCGACCACACCAUCAAACUGGACAGGCACUACACCGGGCUGCAGACCCUGGGUGCAGAGACGCUCGUGGACGUGUGGCUGUACAGCACGCCGGACAUGCUGCAGUGCGCGGCGCGCGAGGAGCCCGCGCCGCCGCACAAGCUGGAGCCCGCGGAGCCCGAGCCAGAGGCCCCGGCACCGGACAGCUGGCUGGACUUCUUCACGGAGAACACUAAACUGGAUGUCGAUGAGAUGAUCAUCAAGCCGGAGAAGAAGCAGGACAACCAUAUAGAAAACGACCUGGACUUAGACAACCACAUAGACCAACACCUGGACCUCGAACCAAAGGACAUUAAACCAGACAUAUUCGAACUCGAAAACACCAUCAAAAUGGAAGACGACAAAAUCGACUGGUCGCUCGACAAAACUAUAGAAAACCCUUCGGAAACCAUACCCAACGAAAUACUGAACCAACCCGCGUCACCCAAGAAAAGAAUCAUGAAAUAUCUAGACCCGAAAACAGGAAAAAUAUAUUAUCUAGAAAUGGAUAGAAACUUAGAUUUAAGCAAAGUGCAAGAAAUAGUAAUCAACUCUAAAGGAAAUAUGAAAACAGCGAAAUUAAGUCCCGUAAAGCAGAAUGGAGUGAAAAAAGUAAAAAAAGGUGUUUCUUUAUUGAAGCCGGAAGUUAAAAACUUGAUAAAUAAUAAGGAAAAGCUAAAGAAGAACUUUACACAUAUACAAAACGAUCAUUGCUACUUAGGAGCGACGUGGGCGAAGAGUAUAACAUUUAGUGCUGCGGAGAAAGAAGUGUUAGUGAAAAAAGAAAGUAAUCUGUACGAUAGUUUGUGUGCGUGUGUGAGUAGGUUUACGUGUGUGCGUGUGGCGGUGAAUUAUUUGCUGCGCAAAGUGCCCAUAGUGACGGAGCUGGCUAGAGACCCGGACUUUAGGAAGUGCUUCCCGUUCGCAGUGGACAGCGAUGAGAGGUUUUGGAAGAUGGAUUUUGCUAAGAGGAGAAAUAAAGAGUGGUCGAGGGCAAAACUAAUCAACACAAUCCUCACCGAACACUUCCGCACCACCGAACCGAUCUGGCGCACCAAGCAGAUCCUCAUCUUCUCCCGUCUCCACUGCUACCAGCCGGUCCGGAAAGACAGCUUCUCCACGGAUUACUGGGACAGCACGGAGAUCACUACAGACCCAGCCACUAUAAGUGUGUUUAACCCGGAGGACUUCAAUAAAAGCUUGACGGACACUGUGGAUGUUUCGGACAAUGAAGAUGUUGAGGUCGUAGGAGAAGUGCCAUCUCGUGUGGAAGUGAAAAAAGAGGAACCAUCAGGCCUCGCCGUGCUGCCGGUGGAGAAGGAAGAGGACAGGCUGCGGUUCCUGUUCCUGGAGCGGACGUGCGCGGACAUCGGCGUGGAGCUGAGGAACGAAGACGUCGGGAACGGGUACUCCUAUAGCGCGGUGCACGCGGUCCUGCUGUCGGCGCUGCGGAACUUCGCAGAGGAACUAGUCCGGAGCUCGCACGCCGCCGCGCUGCUGCAGGCCAGCGCGGCGCCGGAGGACCAGGGGCCCGCUGUCUGGACCGGCUGGGCGGCGGGCGCGGCGCUGCCGGCGCGCUGCGUGGCGCGCGGCGCGGCGCGCUCGAGACUGGCCGCUGUGACCAACAGGGACUGCGGCGCGCUCAGGAAACACACCCUGGAGCAAUUAUAAUGCUUAUUUAUACUAUAUUGGCUCUUUUAUUUACAUACACCUCUUCCUCGCGUUGUCCCGGCUCAUGGGAGCCUGGGGUCCGCUUGACAACUAAUCCCGAGAUUUAGAUAGAUAGAUAGAUAGAUAAAACUUUAUUCGUUUCCACAACAUACAUGGUAGAUAGGUAUAGACAAUAAGAAGAACAUGCAGAUUUGAGCGAUUUGGCGGAGGCACUAGUUUUUACGAAAGCGACUGCCACCUGACCUUCCGAGGAUAAACUAGGCCUCGUUGGGAUUAGUCCGGUUUCCUCACGAUGUUUUCCUUCACCGAAAAGCGACUGGUAGAUAUCAAAUGAUAUUUCGUACAUAAGUUCCGAAAAACUGAUAAUUACGAGCCGGGAUUUGAACC
Molecule: messenger RNA, 6024 nt
Organism: Cydia pomonella (codling moth)
Lineage: Eukaryota; Metazoa; Arthropoda; Insecta; Lepidoptera; Tortricidae
Gene: D12
Exons: 38
Coding region: 304-5637 (1777 amino acids)
Biological process (GO): regulation of transcription by RNA polymerase II; chromatin remodeling
Cellular component (GO): NuA4 histone acetyltransferase complex
Molecular function (GO): histone binding
Source: RefSeq, a predicted model, not a curated record